Hermetia illucens (black soldier fly) is the source of this 3551-nucleotide messenger RNA. Its product is annotated as carbohydrate sulfotransferase 11. Gene Ontology annotation, molecular function: sulfotransferase activity. Gene Ontology annotation, cellular component: membrane. Bases 774 to 2087 code for a protein of 437 amino acids. Lineage: Eukaryota; Metazoa; Arthropoda; Insecta; Diptera; Stratiomyidae. Gene Ontology annotation, biological process: carbohydrate biosynthetic process. The record is from RefSeq and is a predicted model, not a curated record. The transcript is spliced from 10 exons.
UCUUCGAGCCAGUAGUGCUCGAAAUUAUCUGUAACGGUACACACUCAGACGUUAAUUUCCUCUAACUUCUUGACAAUUUGACACACAUCCUCUGUCUAUCAGAACCUGGACUCAAAAUACGCCUAAUUAAAACCCAAAUUUCUAAAGUUUCUCAAGGAGGGACGGUCAAAUUUGAAUUCCUAAGAAAUCUCGAGAAAAUCGCUGGCGAUAAUGGUUCAAUAUCUGUGAUGUUAACUCGAAAUCUUAGAUAGUUUACGUGAAUAAACAAAUCCAAGUCGUUUGGAACUCCGAUAAGCUUGAAUCGAUGGGGAAAGCGAUUUUUAUGAAUGAACAUGGAAUUGUCGCAGUCGGCCCCUCCUGGCGCUUCCCCUGGAAAUGAUUUUGGGAUUGAUUGUAAAUAGAACCGAGGACGCGAAAACAUAGUGCGGGCAAUGGAUUUAAAGUGUUUCCAUUUCGCUAAAUGCUCCCUCUAAGUGACGGAUGAGUGAAAAUGUAAAUAGCAAAGCCAAACUGAACGAGGUGCGAAUUUUUGAGAAUGUAAAGUUUUAUAGUUUCGAAUGAGCAAUUUGUCUUCCAAUUAAAUAGGAAUCUUAAAUUAUCUAAAUGUCGUUAAAAAGUUCGAUUGUGAGAAUGUGAUAAACCUGGAAUAUGUGUAAUUCGCCUGGAUGUGUCUGCUUUCAAGAAAUAUACAACCACGUCCUCAGCCGCAGUGUUUCCUGAGAGUUCAAUAAUUUUUAACAUAGUUGUAUUGAUAAUUUUCAACGGGUAGUUAAAUGAGAUCGAAAGGAAUGCCGUGUCGCGCCGCCAGGCGCUGUUUCUUAGUUUUUACAGCCAUCGCCUUACUACCGCUAGCCUUAGUCUAUCUAGUGACAAACGAGCAAGCCUACAAACUUAAAGGAUACGAGGUGGAGUACGCAAAACUGGAAAUUAAUGCACCAUCUAACGUAUCGAGAAAGGAUGCGAUCAUAAGUUCAACUGUGCUCAGAAAGUUGUCAACUAAAAAACUAAAGGCCUAUUCUAAGCAAACAUUAGUGGAAAAAAGUUUUCGUUAUCCUUUAAUGAUACUUGGACCGCUGAAAGCGUUAGCUAAACGUGCCGUGGGCAAAUCUGGAAGAUCGUCAUCGUACAGACACUAUAAGAGAAGACAUAAAUACUUCGAUAAUGAUACAACAUUGCCGACGCUCCCAGAUGACAUUGUUCGAACAAUGCCUCCUAGCAAACUGGAAUUAGUGGAACAGCGAAUGAAAGCCAGACAGAAACUCUUAGCACAAAAAUGUUCACAGCUUGGAUUGGACAUACCAGGCAAUGACUCCAUUCAUAAGCCCAAUUCAUGGGAGUUCUUAGUAAAUCACAAAUAUCAUCUUAUAUGGUGCAACGUAUUUAAAUCCGCAUCUUCAUCAUGGAUGUAUAACUUCAAUGUUUUAGCUGGUUAUUCGCCAGAAUUUUUAAAAAAGACAACUGAUAUACCAUUAGCCUUAGCUAGAAAAAAAUAUCCUAGAGUAUCAUUAGACGAGCUUCAGGAAGCACAAAAUGAUUCAAUUACCUUUAUGAUAGCGAGGCAUCCAUUCGAAAGGCUGUUAAGUGCUUAUAGAGAUAAAUUUAUAUUCGCAUUACCUCAUUCAUUCCACGAUAAAUUAGGCAGUAAGAUCGUUAGGACAUAUAGAAAAAACAAAGCUGAACGGCAUAAACCGAAAUAUCCAACAUUCAGUGAGUUUGUCUCGUGGCUAUUGCACGAAGUUCGGAAAAGUAAUCACAUCGAUAUGCACUUAGUGCCAGCAACUAAAUUCUGCACACCAUGUCUUAUCAAGUUCGAUGUAAUAGCGAAGUUCGAGACGCUGGAGGAGGAUCAAAUGUAUUUAAUUGAAAAAGCGGGAUUGAGUAAUGUGAUAAUGCCAGAAUGGCGCAAUACGGGCAAAGGAAAGAAGACACAGGAGCUUCUACAAACAUUCUACUCCCAAUUAACACGAAAGCAAUUAGAUGGCCUUUAUAACUACUAUAGAUACGAUUUUGAGGUGUUCGGAUACUCCGCCAUAUCUUAUUUCAAUAUUGUUCGGACAGAGGAAAACGCUGAUCCCGACACUUCGUAGACAAAUUACUACAUUAGAUAGGAAAAGUAUUUUGAGGCUAAUUAGUAGACAAUCCGCAAGUCUUCUCGGCUGAUGAUGUUGAUACGAAGCUUGAAAAAUCGCAAGUGCUAGUCGAAAUUUAUAUUGAAAUAUUAGCUUAAAUAUUAGACUCGAUAUAAAUAGGAUCAACGAUUUUCUAAAUAACCAAAGGCAAUACAUUCGAAAUGAGCUUCAGUCUAGAAAAGUAUAUCAAGUCUGGCAUUGGUCAUCUAAUAGAAACAAAUUUGGAAUUUUCAGUUGGUCCUAUCCGUAGUCAAGCAAUAUCUGUAGGAAAACUCACUUUUCGUUCUGAAUCAAAUGAUUUCUUUGGGCCCCCAGUCCAAUUUUAUAAAACUUGAGAAACAAAUAAUUUCCCACAAAGCAAUAGAUUCUCACAUUUAGUUUCAAAGCUUCUGGAAAUGUUGAUAUGGAAGUUGUAUUGCUUUAAAAUACAGCCAACACGGGUUUUUGUUCUAUUCAUCCUUAAAAAUAGAAAGUUUUAUACGAAAUAGAUUGUCGAUUUACUUGUAAAUUCAUGUUGCUUUUCAAAUUAUAUAAAAUAGAAUACCAGACUAUAUUUAAACUUCAGUAUCCUUAGUUAUUCUAAUACGAAUGGUUUUUGAAGUUAAAAGUUGGCUUCCACAAUACAACGUCUCUUUUUCAAAGUCGAUCCAACUCUCUAUUUGUCUGAUAUCCGCUUGGCGUCUGAAAGAUAGAAUAAUAAGAGCCAGUCGGCUACAAACCAAAAACAGCAGCAAACCCCAAUUUCUGCAAUGACUCUGUAGCUUAAUAUUUAGACAUAUCACAAGUGCGAUAGGAAAAAUGUUUAAAUUGAAACCCAACUGGAAAUGUUUUAAGUAGUUAAGGUUCAUGAAAGAAGUAGAUAAACUACUAGACGUAUUGAGAAAUCGCUUACAUAACGAGGCAUAGAAACGCAACCAAAGCUAUUCAUAAUAUAGUAAUACUUAAAAAAAAUGCACUUCCCAUUCACUUUAAUUUAAGAGAAUAUUCUAGUUCAAUUUCCAAGCAAAUAUUCCAGUUCAAUUCCCGCUGUGAAAGCAAUUAUAUCCACAAACCAAAAUGAGCAACCUGAAAUCAGGUGGGGAGAAAAUCAAAUGAAAUAUAGAAAAAUUUUACACAUUAUAGUGAAGCAAAAGUGAUAGUGUACUCAUUGUUACACCAAUUUAAACUUUACGUACAUAAUUUUAUUGUUGUUAUAAUUUUUAAUUAAUCAUAGGAGUAAACAUUAGAAGAAUAAGUUAUUUUGUACUGUUAGGCAAUACAUUCAGUUGUUUUAUUCCUAGUUUGUUAAGAGCGGUAGUUUGUACGUAGUUAAAAUUUGGAAUGUUCAGAUGUCAAAUUUUGGAGAAUGAUGCGUUCAGUUCUAAAACACCGAAAUUGAAACCAUCAUAUAUUUUUGUCAAUAAAAUUUAUUUGAUUUCAAAA